Messenger RNA from Hydatigera taeniaeformis, 333 nucleotides. The record is from the annotation of a GenBank genome assembly. Lineage: Eukaryota; Metazoa; Platyhelminthes; Cestoda; Cyclophyllidea; Taeniidae.
AUGGUGCGCAAUGGGAACUCCGAUUUGGUCAAGUUUGUGGCCACUUUCUCACGGAACGGGGAGGAGGAAUAUACUAACUUUCAAUGGUAUGGACCCAUAAACACCUUAGUUGUCACCGUCGAUUGGACGCAGGGAGGUGAGUCAAUGACCGCACUGAGAAGGCAGGCCUACUUUCCCUUCUUCUUCAUCAUCUUCCUCUUUUCUACUGCAAUUCCCUCACCCGUCGCACUCCAUGUUGAGAGAGUUGCAAACCCCGUGCAAUGCACGUGGGUAUGUGAGCCACCCAAGCAACUGCAGACACGCAGAAGUAACGAGAGCAUUGCAUUGGUGUAG